This is a messenger RNA of Alternaria ethzedia, 1332 nucleotides long. RefSeq lists its product as uncharacterized. The coding region runs from base 1 to 1332 and encodes 443 amino acids. The record is from RefSeq and is a predicted model, not a curated record. Gene Ontology annotation, molecular function: ATP binding; ATP hydrolysis activity. Gene Ontology annotation, cellular component: mitochondrial outer membrane. The transcript has 4 exons. Lineage: Eukaryota; Fungi; Ascomycota; Dothideomycetes; Pleosporales; Pleosporaceae.
AUGAGCGCAAAUAAGAAGAGCAGCCUUACGGGCUAUCUCCCAGAUAUCCUCAUGGCAGCUGCAGCACCACUAAUAGCCUACUUCGUAAUUCGCAACCUCCUCACACGCCUCGACCCGGAAGCUCAACAAAAAGAAGAGGCCCGCGCCAAAGCCUCAGCCGCCACACGUAAACUCGACGCCAUCCUUACAAGCAAGCGGCGGAAAAGCUACGGCGAAUACGACAGUGAAGAUGAGGAAGACACAGAAUCGAGGCACAGACGGCCCAGGAUACAGGAUCUCAAUUUGAAUACCUACGAGCAGACGAUUGCCAUGGAGGUGGUUGCGCCCGAGGAGAUUCCCGUGAGCUUCGAGGACAUUGGUGGCCUCGACUCUAUCAUCGAGGAGCUCAAAGAAUCCGUCAUCUACCCUCUGACCAUGCCCCACCUCUAUUCGCACUCUUCCUCGCUCCUCAGCGCACCCAGCGGUGUCCUCCUCUAUGGCCCUCCCGGCUGCGGAAAGACUAUGCUCGCAAAAGCCCUCGCGCACGAAUCCGGCGCCUGCUUCAUCAACCUACACAUCUCGACGUUAACGGAGAAAUGGUACGGCGACAGCAACAAGCUCGUCAACGCCGUCUUCAGUCUGGCGAGGAAGCUACAGCCAAGUAUCGUCUUCAUCGACGAGAUUGACGCAGUCUUGGGACAAAGAAGAAGCGGAGAACACGAGGCCAGCGGAAUGGUGAAAGCUGAAUUCAUGACCCACUGGGACGGCCUCGCAUCCAGCACCUCCUCGGGCACAUCGACCCCCCAGCGAAUAUGCAUCCUCGGCGCCACGAACCGCAUCCAAGAUAUCGACGAAGCCAUUCUCCGCCGCAUGCCCAAGAAGUUCCCCGUCGCACUCCCUUCAGCCACACAGCGUCACAACAUCUUCUCUCUGAUCCUACGCGGCACCAAAAUCGACCACCAGAACUUUGAUCUAAACUACCUAGUCCGCGUCUCGGCUGGCAUGAGCGGUUCGGACAUCAAGGAGGCGUGUAGAGAUGCGGCCAUGGGGCCAGUGCGGGAGUACAUCAGGAGAAAGAAGGCAGACGGCACGCUGAGGAGCAGUAAAGGGAUGGCACAGGGCGAUGUCCGUGGACUGAGGACAGAAGACUUCUUCGGUCGGGGAAAGGGGCUGCGCGAGAUGGAGACGGUGGACGAUACACGUGAGGAGAUGAAUGCGCGCGUACGAAGUCGAGUUCACACCACUUCCGAAGAGUCGGAGGAAGCGAGCAGCAGCGACAGCACAGCUAGUGGUGAGGAGAGAUUCCGCGACUCGGCAUACCAGGGCGCGACCAACGAGGCUGUCGUACAGUAA